AUGUACUACCGUGACCGUGACGCCCAAGGUGCCUGGGCAGCCGAUAGGAGGCACGAAGACAGCGCGGACGAGUACCACGGUAGCAGAGACUGGGAGCCCUACAGACAGCCUUCGCGAUCGCCGCCGCCGCCGCAGCCAGGGCGCUACCGGGGAUGGGAAGGUGGCUACAGGGACAGAGAUAGAGACCGUGAGGGGUACCGGUCUCCCCCAAGCUACGACUAUGAUAUGAAUUAUAGCCACAGCCGCAGUCGCAGUCGAUCCCAUAGCCGGUCGCGCAGUCGAGCGCGUAGUCGAAGUUACAGUCGCAGUCGAAGUAGAAGUGCCAGCCGGAGCCAGAGCAGACGUCACACGCGGCCCUUGCGGCACUACGGGACAGAGAGUAGAGAGGUCAUGAUGGAGGGUGUGCCGGUUGACAUGGUCGAAGAAGACCUUGCAUUUAUCCGCUUCCCGUCUAUGGACGACUCGCGUGAAUUCCUGGAAGCCAACUUUCCAGUCAUAUAUCUAUAUGGCCAAGCUGGUAGUGACGGCCAGGGCGCAAAGGUCAGGAUUGCCUACAGCCGUGAGCGAGAGGAUCGUAACAGAGCCCGACCCGACGGAGAAUGGACCUGUAUCAAUAGUCUAACGUUGGUAGAUAUUGCUGUACCUUCUGUGGAAGAGACUGCUAAGGUAGCCAACAAUGGAGAUAAUGAUGUUUCGACUGACGGCACGCCCUCUCAGUUUCUCCUCUUCAGAGGCCUCGAACCCAGCGUUACCGAGGAAGUCCUGGCAAAGGGCGUUGCGAAGCUUUGCAAACAGUCCAAGUCCGCGGCGGCUUCGGCCCCCCCUGGUUCAUCCGGGAUUGGUGGAGCCACGGCAAAAAAGGGAGCCAAGGUCGCGUCUACAACCGGCGACAGCAAUCUCGGGGCACGAGAUGGAUCAAUUCGUCGUGUCCUGUUGGUACGAGAUCGCCGAACAAAAGAGAGCUGGGGGUACGGAUUUGCGGAGUUUGCGACUGUGGAGGAUGCUCAGUGCGCUGUCGCUCGCUACACUUCCUUCGAUACCUUUACCAUCUCUUCGAAGCCGGUCCUCGCCUCGUACAUCCAUGCUGGCGUGUUUGUACCCGUUCUUAAUCUCAACCCAGGUGUUCAUAACAGCCAUAUCAGCGGCAGUACGAGUACGAAUAGCGACCUUGAGCGAUUCACGUUUAGCCCACUUGGCAACUUGGCUGCGAAGCUGGCUUACUGGGACGAUGAGGCAUAUGCUUGCGAACUCAAACUUGCCACGAGCGAGCCUGGUGGAAAUGCAGCGGCAGGGGGAACGGCCUCCACCUCCUCACAGAAGACGAGUGCUGCCAGGGCCGCGCACCCUGGCCGGGACGGAGAGAAAGAAAAGAAGAGGAAGAAAGUGGAUGCGGGGGUAGGGGCUGCUGCUGGCUCUGCGACGAAGAAGAUCGCCAUGGCUUCGCAUCUCCAAUUCUGGAGCAAUCGCCAUGCGGAGUUGCAUGGCCUUGAUAGACGCAGCGCCGAGACGGGCGAUGGAGAUCAGUCCAACGACCCUGGUACGGCUGCUGCCCGAUCACAACCCCAGUCACAUUCAUCAUCACCAUAUCUCCAACCACUCCCUCAGCAGCCAAAUCAGCCAAAGCAGCCACAUUUGCAAGGACAGCAGUCCUACGCCGACCUUAACCGACUGUGUUGUUAUCUAUGCAUGAGAGAGUUCAAAUCUGAGGCCCACGUUCGCCAGCAUGAACAGCUGAGCCAGCUGCACCGUGAGAACCUGCAAGAUGAGACGCUGAAGGCGAGGGCACUGGCCAAGCUGGCAAAGAAGCGAACGCUUGCAGCAGACCAGACAGAGUAUCGCGAUCGUGCCAAGGAGCGGCGGAGGGUGUUUGGUUCGUCGAGGACUAAAAGGAGAGAGGCUGAAGAUGGUCGCCAGGGUGAGGAUGAGCCAGGGCCUGGGAGAAACCCUGGUGGUCCUGAUGCUGCUGGUGGCCCUCCCCCAGCGCUGUCCAAGGGUGCUGCCCUACUGGGGAAGAUGGGUUGGCUGGCUGGCUCCGGUCUCGGUGCGGAAGGGACCGGCAUGAAGCAACCGGUGGCAGCAGACCUGUAUGUGCAGGGCGUGGGAUUGGGCGCCCAGGGUUCAAAGGUAGGAGAUGCAAUUCAGGAAGCUGGCCGAAGCACGCGUGGGAGAUAUGAUGAGUUUCUGGAGAAGACGAGGGAGCAUGCCCGCGAGAGGUACGAGAUGAUGAAGGACAAGCAGGGCUAG
Molecule: messenger RNA, 2244 nt
Organism: Nannizzia gypsea CBS 118893
Lineage: Eukaryota; Fungi; Ascomycota; Eurotiomycetes; Onygenales; Arthrodermataceae
Product: RNA-binding protein
Exons: 3
Coding region: 1-2244 (747 amino acids)
Biological process (GO): mRNA splicing, via spliceosome
Cellular component (GO): nucleus
Molecular function (GO): RNA binding
Source: RefSeq, a predicted model, not a curated record